Messenger RNA from Stegodyphus dumicola, 1711 nucleotides. Its product is annotated as carboxypeptidase B-like. Gene Ontology annotation, molecular function: metallocarboxypeptidase activity; zinc ion binding. NCBI's taxonomy places the organism in Eukaryota, Metazoa, Arthropoda, Arachnida, Araneae, Eresidae. Gene Ontology annotation, biological process: proteolysis. The record is from RefSeq and is a predicted model, not a curated record.
CGCUUCAGGAAACCCAACCGAGGGAGGAGAUGAAGAAGUUGCUUGAAACUGGAACCACCCAAUCGUAGAUAAGUUUAAAGAAAAACCAGCCACCCAUUUAAUACAGAAAGAAUUUCAGUGGCUUCACCACUCUGAAAUUAGAAAUUAAACGAUUACGUGUCUUGGAUUUCUGAUAAAGUUUGUGUCGCAAAAGCAACUUCAUCUUCCACUUGAUAACAGCAAUACCUCCAUUCGCCUAAACUUCGGAGCUUUCGAUUUCGAAGCUGAUAACGUAAAACAGAAAGUGUAAGCAAGAAACUACUUAAAAUGCUGCAAUUGGCUUUCCUUCUAUUAGCAGUGUUACCUGUUCAUUGCCAACUCAAUUUUACAGGCCACAAGUUGCUAGCAUUAUUCGCCAGCGAUGAAGAAGAACUAGGUCUUUUAAAAGAUCUUGCCUAUAAUAGUGACGUGGACGUUUGGAACGAACCAGUAGCUCUAUACGAGAAAGUAAAUGUUCGAGUUCCUCCUGAGGUAGCCAGCCACUUGGAAUCCAACCUCAGGUCCAAAGGAAUCGACUUUUAUGUUGUUACCAACGAUCUUCAAAAAUGGAUUGAUGAGGAACGAGAGGAAAAUCCACCAGACGACGAGCUUGCAGGAAGACAGGAAAAUUUUCAGUUGGAUGUAUAUCAUACAUUCGAUGCUAUUAGUGCUUACAUUGACUCUGUGCCUGGACGUUAUCCAUCGCUUGUAUCGGCUGAACAUAUUGGGACGACCUUUGAAGGAAAUCCCAUAAAAGGAUUAAAGAUCGGAUCUCCAGGAGUUAAUAAACCUGCUCUAUGGAUUGAUUCUGGGAUACAUGCUCGGGAAUGGGUAUCACCUGCCACAUCAAUUUACAUCAUCGAGCAAUUAGUUAGGGGAUACGACACUGAUCCUGAGAUUAAGGAACUGGUGGAUACCUAUGACUGGUAUAUCUUCCCUGUCGUCAAUCCUGAUGGAUACAAAUAUACUUGGACUUUCAAUAGAAUGUGGCGAAAGAAUAGAGCUGUAAGUCGCCGUUUCGGAACCAACCCAUUCUGCAGGGGCGCUGAUCCUAACAGAAACUUUGACUCAGCAUUUGGAGGUCCUGGAACUAGUGGCGACUCUUGCUCAGAAAUAUACAGGGGUGAAUCUGCCUUCUCAGAAGCAGAGAGCCAGGCCAUUCGUGAUGGUGUAUUACGCUUGGGUAGCAGACUUAAGGCUUAUUUCACUUUGCAUUCCUACUCACAGCUCUGGAUGACGCCCUAUGGUCAUUCUCGUACCAACCCUCCUGAUCAUGCUGAUCAUAUGAAAGCUUUACAAGCAGCAGCAACGGCUAUCGGGAAUGUUCACGGACAAUAUUAUAGAUAUGGACCAAUUGCUACUACUAUAUAUCCUGCAGCCGGAUCUUCAGUUGACUGGGCGUAUGAAGGAGCGAAAGUGAAGUAUAGUUUUGCCAUCGAGUUACGAGAUACUGGAAGACAAGGUUUUCUACUUUCUAACACUCAAAUCAUUCCAAAUGCUGAAGAGAACUUCGCUGGCAUCAAAGCUGUAGCCAAGCUCAUUAGUAACGAAUUGUAACAGAAUGCGUAUUUAAAAUUAAUUGUGUUUCGGUGAAAAGGAGGUUAUAUCUUUUAAAAGAUAUUUCAUUAGGGGUAUACAGUAGACUUUGUAUAGAGAAAACAAAGGGUGUUUAAUAAAAUGUUCUUGACCUGUC